UACCAAUUAAUUAACUUAACUUAAUUACUAAUUACCACUAAUGAUUAGGGGUAGUUUAGCCAUUCAAAAAAUGAGGAUAAGAGAUAACCACCAAUUACUAUUUCAUGACCUUUUUUGUCCUGUAGCUAGGGGCUUCCAAUUAUUUUCCCGACCCCAAUUUAGCGGUGUUAUACAAGUAAAAUUGGAUUAAUUUCCGUGCUUGAAAAAAGGGCCCUGGCCUGAGAUGGGCCAUAUGCAUCGCACCUCCGGCACGGCUCACAAGAGAAUUACUACCCCCUGCACCCCCUCAGCCCAAGUCACAACACCAAGGAGAUUCUGUACCUGAACAUUAAUACUGAGCCAGGUUAUGGAAGUAAAUUACAGCGAUGGUUCUUCCAAAAGGGAAGGUUGUCGAAAGGAAUUUUAGCUUAAUUUUAUUGAAUGGCAGUCUGAAGGGUAAAAAAUUAUAUUGUCGUGAUGUUCUUAGUGCUAUUAUUAGCUUUGAUAAGUUUAAACAAAUGGUAAAGAGUAACUUGAGGUAUAAUAUGGGUUUGCCUGCUAAAAUCAGUGUGGAGAUUUUUUGGGAUAAUGAUCGGAUUGAAUGUGAGUUUGAUUUCUUUGAAAUGUGGAGAUAUGCUGUGGAAGAUAAGGAUGGGUUUGUUACAUUACAUGUUGAUAUGGAAGUUAGUAAUGGUGUUGAUAUGGCAGGUAGUACUAGUGGUGGUGAUAUGGCAGUUAGUAUAAGAGGCAAUAUCAAUUUUUUGCUCGAUACUAUUUCCAUGGAAAAUCUCGAAGAUGAUGUCUUAGAAAACAUACUUUUCCGGUUACCAUUAGGGACAGCUUCUUCACAGGCUAAACGUGUAUGCAGAUUAUGGAAAACUAUCCUGUCUAACGUCAUAACGAGGUGGGUUACCUUUUCGCAUGCUAUGACUACAAAAAUGACUCAAAAGACAGUAAACUUCAGCUCUGCUUUGGAGAAGAAUAUGAUCAUAUUGAUUGUAAUAGGAUGGACUAUUACUACUCUCAUGAGACACUCAUGGUGAUGGAGCACUGCAGAUUUGGUUUUAAAUUCUCUCCACACUAUGAUAUCCUGGUUGGAUCAUGCAAUGGAUUAGUUUGUCUUCAGAAAGAGGUUCCUGGUGACCAGAACUUGCAGGAGCCUUUCGCAAUUUGCAAUCCCUUAACAGGUGAAUUUAUUUCUCUUAAAGCUAAUUUGGGUAGGGAUGUAGAUGGCAUUACACUGCUAGUUUCGGUUAUUGUCAAUUAACCGGCGAGUACAAGGGUUGUUAGACUUUACAGAACCAGCAAGGAAUGGCGGCGUGUAUACACCCAAGUAUAUACUAUUGGGAGCAACAAGUGGAGAGACAUAGAAACUCGCACAUUAUUCUAUGAAUCUGGACCUGGUAUCUUUGCAGAUGGUUCUCUUCAUUGGUUGGUUACCGCAGGUCGCAUCAUUUUAGUCUUUGAUUUGGAAGAUGAGAAGAUCGGACAGUUCCCCCUGCCACCUUCCGAGGCUUAUGAGGAUGAUGAUUCAGAUCCUGAUAAUGAACUCAAGUUGUUGGGAGGGAAUUUGUGUUGGUUUAAGAGGACCUGGUCUCUCGCAUAGAAAUAUGGGCAUAUAGAAAAGAUAUUCUUAACACUAAAAAUUCAUGACUACUACAGGAAAAAUUCAUGGAAGUGGGUCAAGGAGUUUAGCAUAGAGUGUAAUGGAUCGUAUUACCAGCCAUUUGCCGUUACAAAAAGCAAUCAAAUACUAAUGUUGGGAGUACGUCAUCUCUACUGUUAUGACCCUGAAACUCGAACUGUAAGCAGCUGGUUGAAAUAUAUGGGUAUGGAUCAAGUAAUUCCUCACGCAAACAGCUAUGUUUCGUUGAAAGAUUACGGGGAAUCAUGGUAUGGGCCGGGGUGCUCAGCAGUUCCUCAAACAAACACCUAUGUUUCCAUGUCAGAAGCUAGAGAUGCUUAUGAUGAUGGUGAUGGUCAUAAAAGAAAGAGGCAAUCUUAACACACCUUUUUUUUUAUCAAUUAAAUAGCUCAUAUAUCCUUCUGGCUUGUAGCAGUCGUACGUUUUAUUAGAUGGUUUUUAUUUUGUUGGAA
Messenger RNA from Papaver somniferum (opium poppy), 2076 nucleotides. RefSeq lists its product as uncharacterized. The transcript has 2 exons. Gene Ontology annotation, molecular function: protein binding. Bases 366 to 1022 code for a protein of 218 amino acids. The record is from RefSeq and is a predicted model, not a curated record. NCBI's taxonomy places the organism in Eukaryota, Viridiplantae, Streptophyta, Magnoliopsida, Ranunculales, Papaveraceae.